UCAUGCUGCUGCCAGGUCCAGAGUGUCUCAUGGGUCCCUGUACGGCCUCCCAUUGCUGCUGUCUCCAUCGCCACACUCUGCCAUGUGCCACUUUCAGGUCUCCUCACACUGCUGGUGGGUUCCAUUUUGUCAUAGGGUGCUGGCAGAUUACGGGCCUCCCAUUGCUGCUGCCAGGCCCGUAAUCUGCCAUGGGCCCCCGUACCGCCUCCUCAUGCUGCUGCCAGGUCCAGAGUGUCUCAUGGGUCCCUGUACGGCCUCCCAUUGCUGCUGUCUCCAUCGCCACACUCUGCCAUGUGCC
Molecule: messenger RNA, 298 nt
Organism: Staurois parvus
Lineage: Eukaryota; Metazoa; Chordata; Amphibia; Anura; Ranidae
Source: the annotation of a GenBank genome assembly